Plodia interpunctella (Indianmeal moth) is the source of this 5469-nucleotide messenger RNA. RefSeq lists its product as uncharacterized. Gene Ontology annotation, biological process: epithelial cilium movement involved in extracellular fluid movement; axonemal central apparatus assembly. The record is from RefSeq and is a predicted model, not a curated record. The coding region runs from base 91 to 5412 and encodes 1773 amino acids. Lineage: Eukaryota; Metazoa; Arthropoda; Insecta; Lepidoptera; Pyralidae. The transcript has 7 exons. Gene Ontology annotation, cellular component: axonemal central apparatus.
CAAUGUGUCUUGGCUUCACUUGAAAAUAUAGGUAACAAAAAAACAUUUCCAAACCGGAAGCAAACACACUAGUACAGAAUUUAAAUAAUAAUGGGACCAAAAAAGGGAGUAGUCAUUGAUGAAAACUACUGGAGAACUCUCAUAGAGACGACUCCUUUAGAUGACGAUAAUUGGAAGGUAAAAGUACUAGUAAUCGAGUCAGCUGGCAGUGACCAAGACCGCAUAUAUUUAUGUAAAUUUGAAAAUUAUGCUAUGGAGGAAAAGAGAUUUGUCAUAAAGAAUAUUUGUAAAACAGAGACAAUAUUCAUGAUCAAUCAGCUAGGAGGCGAAAAGAAAGUAAAGGAUGAUAAUCUCCGUGUUUUCGAAGAGGGACAAUCGUAUCUCAAAGAUAAGAAAGAUAUUCCACCAGACAUCCAAGCAUUAAUUAUAAAACACUUAAUUUUGAAAAUGAAAGAAGAGUACUUGUUUAUAAGUCGACAACGGCUAGAGGUAAAAGUAGGAAUGAAAAGAGAAUCUGCAACUAUGAUCGCUAGAGCUGAAGUCCGUGGCACCGUUAACGUUCCUCCCCCUGCGCCCGCAGAGCCUCCACCACCGCCUCCAAAAGGUAAAAAAAAUAAGGCUGAAGUAGUUGACCCUACCCCAGAGCCAGUUGAAGGAAAGAAGUAUAACACAAUGCUCAGAGUCAGGGGAGAAGAAUGGCGAGACAAAGUUUACGUUGACGACUAUCCCACUGAUGGACCCAAUCUAUAUAUAGCUGUAACUGGUUUUAUGGAACCCACUUUAGCUGGAUGUCUUAUAAAAAUUGGGGUCCCACUAACUGCUAUAGUCCAGGUGAGAAUUGAUCCAACAGCUAUAAAAAUUCCAUCCAGUUUACUGAGGCCAACUAAACGAGGACAGAGUCAAACCGAGAUGUUAGCAGAACAGUCUCUAAAAUACUGGGAAGAUAUACAGCAGUUAAGGAUUAACAAAGAAACAGCCGACGACUAUAAAAAUACAGCUUUUGUUGUAUUUACUCCGCCCUACUCUGAUAAUAAUGCCUUAUCUGGUAGUCCCGAGGUUGUUUAUGAUGAAUUGUGUUAUUUAAUGUAUGAUAUUCAAGACUUGACAAGGCAGCAUUUACAUUAUCUUGAUAAUAUGGAUAUAAUUAAUAUAGCUAAAGAGGAACAAUCUAAUGACGAGCGUUUUCUUACAUACUAUGACGAACUAAUAUCGGAUUUGCCACUGGAAUCUGUUACAGUUUAUUCUUUAUUAGAUACUGUCCUCCGAACAGUGUGUCAAAUGAAGGACUUGGGGGAAAAGAGUACUAUAACAUCAUUAUCUACUGCAAUGACGAUAAAUAAAAUUAGGAAAAGCGGAGACGAAAUUUACAAAACGGAAAUGGCUGAAAAUCUAGUUGAAAACGUUUUCACUAAACUUUGUAUUACUGAGAAAGAUAAAAAAAUGUAUCGAACAACUUAUGGCGUAGAAUAUGAAGAGCAUAAGGACCCUAUUGUUAUUAAUUAUGGUGAUUUUGCCAAAAAUACUACAUUUCAUUUAGGAAACAUAAAUUUGGACAAUAUUAUUUGGCAAAUGUUAUUUGGCAUGCCGAUUAAUAAUUUAUGGUCAAAUCAACCGAAACUUACAGAAGAACAGGAGGCGAAAAUAAACUUUCACAUCAAUGUUUUAUUGUCUUGCUUCCAGAGGACUGAUUUAGAAAACGCUGAAAUGAAUCGACUUAUUCAUAUUUUAGCUUGCCGUAAAUUAUAUAACAACAGAAGUUCAUUGAAAAAAUUUCACUUGCCUUCUACAACAAUAUUAGAUUUUAAAAAAGUAUAUCUAAAGAGAAGUGUGCUUGCAGAACCUCUUCAGACACGUUCAUCUUUAAUACGCACUUCAAGCUCAACAUCUCCAACUUUCCCACCAAUGACGAGAAGUGAGAAUGCUUCCAAUAAAUUCACAGAUGAUGAGGACUCAGAGAGUCGACACAUAAAAUUUCUUUUUGAUUGUCCUGAUUUAAGCGAAUUAGUGACAGCUAGUGAAAUCGCGAAUGAAAAUAGUGUAACUGAACAUAUGAUUGACGACUAUGAACAUUUUGAUGAAUUCACAGGUACAUGCGCUUUUCAAGUAAUACUUGAUGCAUUUAAUACAUAUAAUUGUGUUGAUUAUAAGUAUUGUGAGGUCACAGAUUGCAUUGUUUUGAUGUUUUAUAACAGUAGUGAUAAUGACGGUAUAUCACGUGAUGAAUGGCGAUGCCAUUUACCAACUCCACUCUGUCUGCAAGAUUUUUUCGAUUUUGUUUUAGAAGAACAUUAUGAAUGGAUUCAAAAAGAAGAAAAACUCUACGAUGCCGAGAUGGCAUUAAAAGCUCAAUCUGAAUUUGUUGAAUUGAUUGACCCGACAGCUGCGAAAUCUUGUGUAGAAGAUACUGAUAUCGAAAUGGAAUUACUUGUAGAAGGUUCUCUUAAAUAUCAAGAAAUCGCUCGUAUUGAAGAAGUCAGCCCAGAAACAACAGAAACUAGAAUUACUUCUUCUAAAAAAACGACAACUUCGCCUUCGUCUACAGAAAUUGGUUCUAAAGGUGGAAGAAAAUCAAAAUCACCGACCACCUCCACGCCCCGCAAUAGAUUUUCAAUAAUACCACCUCCUCAGGCGCCGCCAAGGAAACCAUUCUCCGGUUAUGAUUUAAGUGAUAGACGAGUAGAGGUAUUCGGAAAAGAUGUUACAUAUUUCUCGAAAGACGGUAGCCGAGUCUCUAGUUACUAUACUCUCAUAAUACCGAUGAAUAUGGAGAGCAUACUUUUAAGUGUGGUUCCAGGUAAAGGAAGCAAUGAAUUUUGGUUUCAUCGAGCUUUAGGUGAAAGUGUAACUCCUGAUGUUAUUGACACAUGUGAAUCAUUUAGGAUCACUAGCAAAGAUCGUGUUUUGAUUAAUGUGAGAAAACAAACGUACACUAUAACAUUACCGAUUGCAACAUCUUCAUCUAUUGUAUCAAAAAGUCGGAAAGAUAUGAAGUCUACUGAAAAACUUACUAGUCCUCAACAAUUAUUUGAAUCUCGAUUUUAUCACAACUUUUUUGUCACUUGGCCCAAUGGACUUAUUACUGAAAGCGUAUAUGAAACGAACAGUCCAAAUAUAUCCCAUAUCAAACAGUAUUAUGUUACUAAAUUGCCUCACCUCAAGGAAGAUAUGCGUUGUAUAAGUCAGAACGGAGAAGUGAUUGUUUUUAAAACGUCAGGUAUUAUUGAAGUUCUCCGACCAGAUAGCUCAUAUAUUAAGAUUACUAAUUGUGAAAAGAAAAUUGUUCAAUUACAAACCGAAGCCGAAGAACCUAGUGAAACCAGCUCUGACAAGAGUAAGAAAGGUAAAGGAAAAGAAAAGCUUAAAGCAAAAUCUAGCAAAACAUCCACAAAAUCAUCGAAAAAUGUACUAAUAGAUGAAGACAAAGAAGAUGUGAAGCCGCCUGAGUACGAGUUAGUUAUUGAUGAAUUUGAAUAUAUUGAAACUAAUGGUCUUAGACAAAAAUGGAUUAACGGCACACCUAUAGACAUUGAGAAAUUGCUAAUACGUACAGCUACAGAAUUUAAUUUGAGAGAGGUAUUUUCUAGACGAAUGGAUGGGACCAAUAUUUUGCUGAAUAAAGAUGGAGUACAAAUCGUGACAUUCCCCGAUAAAACUAGAAUCAUAUCUACUUAUGUUAUAGAGGAAGAAGAAAUUUACCCAGAAUGGACUGAAGAAGAACGGGAAUAUUUUGAAAUGUAUGAAUCUGUCACACAAGAAACUGAAACAAAAUCUAGAGUCUCUGUAUCCCAGAAAAGUAGUGUAAGUGCUAUGAGUUCUUCAUUAAGAAGAGAAGAAGAAGACGAAGAAGACGUUAAAGAAUACGUGCGAUAUGACGGAUACAUUUCUGUUCAGUUGAUUUUUAACAUUGAGCAUGCUAAUUUUGCUACAGUCACUGUGAACAAAGUUAAUGACAAGAUAAGUGUUGAUUCACCUAAUGGGACUACUGUAGUUGUAGAUGCUCAAAAUAAUUAUGACAUUUGUUUAGAUGAUUCGACUUCGGCAACAUUUGAUGGACAAAAUUUACUCAUAAAUCAUGAAGCCUGCCCAGAUUGUCAAUCAAACAUUACUUGUAAAGUUAAAAUAAAAUCAGAUGAUGAAAGUAGUGUUACUAAAAUUCAUCAACAUUGGUUGACAAUGAAAGAUUCCUUUAACAAUAAGAUUAUUGUUAACGAAGAGGGAAACAUUACAUUCACAGGUAAAAAAAGAAGUGACAGCAUUGACAGUGAUUUUGUUUCAAAUACUGUUGAAGUAAUUGGAGAUGACGAUGGUUCUUGCUCAAAAUUAGACGCACCCGAUCACAGAUCAGAGGUGUCUAUGACAUCUCGAGGGAAGUGCAAUGAUAUGUAUAACGCAAAGGCUAUCAAGUUUUUUGUUCUACGCCGGGACUUAGGAUGUUCAGAAUUAGUCCACAAACGUCUACUGGAAGAGUACAAGCAAUCAUGCCGCUGGCUGCCUUGGUGCUCAGUCAGUAAUUAUGACACUUUCGGGGGCAAUAGAAGCAUAGUCUCAAUAUUAACUCCGAUACAUCUUACCGAAGCUGAGAAAUGGUUAAUGGAUUCCAAACUUGCCGGCAAACCAGCUUACCUAGCAUUCAAGGAUUUAAAGAAAGACCCAGGGAAGGGUUUCUAUCACUGGAUGCGGCCCUAUGACAGGUUCGAACCACAGCCAAUGAAACCUGAUAACGUUCUACCACCAAGGUUACCAAGAGCUUACGUGCUAAGGACUUUAGAACAACAGUGGAAUGAACAGUCGAAAAAUAAGUUGAAAGGUGCGAAGGAGUUGGUGGCAGCGGUGUUGCGGUACCGGCGUAUUAUGGAGUCCGACAGUGAGACCAUCCUGAACGUGCCCAUCAUAGACCCUCGCUCCGAAGACGAGCGGGAAAUCGACGAUAUCGUGCAAGCUAUUGCUCACAGAUCCUACGAAGAGUUGAAAGAGCGACUAGCCGCCGACGUGGAGACCAGAAUGAACCUUAAUAUCACCACGAGGCCGCUGCCUGUACCACAAGAGCCGUCUGUCAAAGGCGAGGGCGACGAAGACGUGGUAGAUGAAAUGCAGUUUGACGAAGAGCGUACAAGUCUGAUCAAGGAAGUGGAGGCGGCUGAUGAAAUGAGUCCAAAUCUAAAGGCUUACUGGCGCCGCAGAGCCGAGGAGCUCAAAGAGGAAGAGUUUUACAAGAACCUUCUCCGCGAGGGCAUAGUGCCUCCUUACUUCCGCAACGUGCUGGGUGGCGCCAUCUGGUGGGAGAUGAACAACGCAGCAGGCGAGGCCGUCUCCAAGUCGGAGCGCAAGAAGAUGCGCUGCCAGUGCAACUUCGAGGAAGCCUCCAAGGCAACCAAGACUGACACCAGUAUACCCACCUUCUUUCCUGAGUAGAAUAUUUAGCUAGUUAACAUUUAUUUUGUUUUUAAUAUAUAUUGUUUUCGAUUAUAA